CGCACGGGGCAGGCAGGCAGGAGGCAGGCGAGUGAGGCAAGGAGCAGAGCAGUGUGAGGUGAAUGCGCCGGGUCAAGUCCGGUGCUGGGAGAGUCGAUCGCAAAAAUUCAGGCGUCUAAUUAAUACGAGGCGAGCUGAGGCAGCCCCCGGAGCGAUGGACGCGCGUAAGCUCACGGAGCUGCUGCGGGCGACGAUCGACCCCGCGCAGCAGAAGGAGGCGGAGGGGCAGCUCACCCAGAUUCACAAAAUUAUUGGUUUUGCACCAACUCUCCUGCAGGUAGUAAUGUCAAACGAAGUCGAUAUGCCCGUCAGACAAGCCGGUGUAAUUUAUCUAUAAAAUUGGAAGACUUCAAAUUGGGCCGAUAAGGACACUGACACUGGACCCAUAGAAUUUAGUAUUCAUGAGCAAGAUCGUGCAAUGAUACGCGAUGCCAUAGUAGAUGCCGUGGUACAUGCCCCAGACUUAAUUAGAAUACAACUAGCGGUAUGCAUCAGUAACAUAGUUAAAUACGACUUUCCUGGACGGUGGACACAAAUAGUGGACAAAAUUACGAUAUACCUUCAAAAUUCAGAUGCUUCGUGUUGGCCUGGCGUUCUCCUCGCGCUGCAUCAGCUUGUUAAAAAUUUCGAGUACAAGAAAGCAGAAGAGAGGGGACCAUUAAAUGAAGCAAUGAACUUGUUAUUCCCUAUGAUCUAUUCAUUGAUAGUACGGUUAUUGCCAGAUUCAUCUGAGCAAUCUGUUCUACUUCAGAAACAGAUAUUGAAAAUUUUUUUUGCACUUACACAGUACACACUUCCCCUUGAUCUUAUUUCGCAAAAUGUAUUUUCACAAUGGAUGGACGUGGUAAGACAAAUAGCCGAUAGACCGGUACCGCCAGAGACUAAUAAUCCAGAUCUUGAUGAUGACGAACGCGCGGAACUGCCUUGGUGGAAAUGUAAAAAAUGGGCGUUGCAUAUUUUGCACAGAAUGUUUGAGAGAUAUGGUAGUCCGGGAAAUGUGACCAAAGAGUAUAAAGAAUUCGCUGAAUGGUACUUGCAAACCUUCAGUGCCGGUAUUCUCGAAGUGCUUCUAAGGAUCUUGGAUCAAUAUCGUAGAAAAAUUUAUAUCUCUCCUAGAGUGAUACAGCAAUCAAUCAAUUACAUCAAUCAGGGUGUGAGCCAUGCGUACUCUUGGAAAUUUUUGAAGCCUCAUAUGUUUGAAAUUAUACGCGAUGUUUUAUUCCCCAUUCUCUCGUAUUCCGCCGCUGAUGAGGAACUGUGGAACACUGACCCAUACGAAUACAUCAGAGUGAAAUUUGAUAUUUUCGAAGACUUUGUAUCGCCGGUAACGGCAGCACAAACUUUGUUGCACUCGGCGUGUAGAAAACGAAAAGAUAUGCUACAAAAAACGAUGCAAUUUUGCCUGGAGGUUUUAACUAGUCGAGAUGCAGAUCCAAGACAAAAAGAUGGUGCAUUACAUAUGAUUGGAAGUUUGGCCGAUGUUUUGUUGAAGAAGAAGAUUUACAAGGAACAAAUGGAUAAAAUGUUACUGCAAUACGUAUUUCCGGAAUUCAGUAGUCCCCAUGGACAUAUGCGAGCGAGAGCUUGCUGGGUGAUGCAUUACUUUUCGGAAAUUAAAUUUAAAUCGGAACAAAUUUUAGUUGACGCCGUCAGGUUAAUUACAAAUGCUCUUCUGACGGAUCAAGAUUUGCCUGUUAAAGUCGAAGCUGCCAUAGCGCUGCAGAUGGUGCUUUCGGCACAACCGAAGGCUCAGAAGUACAUCGAACCGUUAAUUAAACAGAUAACACUAGAAUUGCUGAAUAUUAUAAGGCAAACUGAAAACGAUGAUCUGACAAGUGUUAUGCAGAAGAUCGUCUGUACAUACACUGAGCAACUAAUUCCAAUCGCUGUAGAAGUUUGUCAGCAUUUGGCUGCUACAUUUAGCCAAGUGCUUGAAACAGAUGAAGGUAGCGACGAGAAGGCAAUAACAGCGAUGGGCCUCUUGAACACAAUAGAAACAUUGUUAACAGUAAUGGAAGCACAGCCACAAAUUAUGCUGCAACUUGAACCGAUUGUCCUCCAAGUAGUAGCUCACAUCUUUGGACACAGCGUAAUGGAAUUUUAUGAAGAAGCGUUAUCGCUAGUUUACGACUUAACGGGUAAAGGCAUAUCUGAAGACAUGUGGAAAGUCCUGGAACUCAUGUAUCAACUCUUCCAAAAAGACGGCUUUGACUAUUUCACUGACAUGAUGCCCGCAUUACAUAAUUAUAUCACCGUCGAUACUCAGGCGUUUUUAUCGAAUGAAAAUUACAUUGUUGCGAUGUUCAAUAUGUGUAAAGCUGUCUUAACUGGCGAGGGUGGUGAAGAUCCAGAGUGUCAUGCUGCCAAGUUACUAGAAGUCAUAAUUUUGCAAUGUAAAGGACAUAUAGAUCAGUGUAUACCAUCACUUGUGCAAUUAGUCCUCGAGCGCCUAAUGCGCGAAGUUAAAACUUCAGAGUUGCGAACGAUGUGUCUUCAAGUGGUCAUUGCCGCUUUAUAUUAUAAUCCUGCCCUUUGCCUUCAAACAAUGGACAGUUUGCAAGGAAACUUCGAUCAGUCGACAGAGCCACUCGCUUCUCGUUUUAUCAAACAAUGGAUCAAUGAUACUGAUUGCUUUUUGGGCUUGCACGAUCGUAAAUUGUGUGUUCUUGGACUGUGUACAUUAAUCAGUAUGGGUCCUGCAAGACCACCUGCCGUUAAUGAAUGCGCAACGCAGAUUAUUCCAUCCUUAAUCUUGCUAUUCGAAGGUUUGAAGAGAGCGUAUGCUGCUAAAGUCACGGACGGAGACGAUGACGAGAACGAUGACGAGGAAAGUGAUAUUGACGAAGAGGUUUUAUCAUCUGACGAGGACGAUAUUGACGAUGCCAAUCAAGAAUAUCUUGAGAAAUUACAAGAUAAGAUAACUCGAACGUCCGCUCAACAUGGCUUUAACGUUAAUGCAAAUAUUCAAGAUGGUCACGGUGAUCAUAGAUCAGAUGACGAUGAUGACGAUUCAGAAUACGACGGUAACGAAGAGACUGCUCUCGAAAGCUAUACCACACCCUUGGAUUCAGAUGAUUCCAAUCAAGAUGAAUAUGUUGUCUUCAAGGAAGUCAUACAAAAUAUUGAAAGAACCGACGUGACUUGGUACAGGGCCUUAACAAGUCUUCUAAGCCCUGAGCAAGAAAAAGCUCUGCAAGAAAUUAUUCUUUUGGCAGAUCAGCGUAAAGCAGCUUUAGAAAGUAAAAGGAUCGAGCAGAGCGGAGGAUAUGUCUUUCACUCACAGACUGUGCCCACUUCGUUUAACUUCGGUGGAACACCUUUAAGUCGAUAA
This is a messenger RNA of Temnothorax curvispinosus, 3331 nucleotides long. It is a transcript of the gene msk, whose product is annotated as importin-7. Gene Ontology annotation, cellular component: nuclear envelope; cytosol. Lineage: Eukaryota; Metazoa; Arthropoda; Insecta; Hymenoptera; Formicidae. Gene Ontology annotation, biological process: protein import into nucleus. The coding region runs from base 419 to 3331 and encodes 970 amino acids. The record is from RefSeq and is a predicted model, not a curated record. The transcript has 19 exons.